This is a messenger RNA of Zeugodacus cucurbitae (melon fly), 1947 nucleotides long. RefSeq names its product hydroxymethylglutaryl-CoA synthase 1. Gene Ontology annotation, molecular function: hydroxymethylglutaryl-CoA synthase activity. Lineage: Eukaryota; Metazoa; Arthropoda; Insecta; Diptera; Tephritidae. Bases 404 to 1786 code for a protein of 460 amino acids. Gene Ontology annotation, biological process: acetyl-CoA metabolic process. The record is from RefSeq and is a predicted model, not a curated record. The transcript has 2 exons.
CGCAUAUGUUUGCUGCGCACAAACAUUUCGAAGUCAGUCUUUUUAACGAUUUCCAACGUUACGGUUGCGACUUUUUGUAAGCUUUUUUUUUGCUCUCUGAAAGAUUUAGUUGAGACCACGAUUACGCGAUCACUAAUUCCAAGUAUUAUAUCUGCUGCAUCAUCGCACCUCCAGUCUGCCGCUGCGGUCCACUCGUCUGUUGUUUAUAUCAAAAUAAAUAAAGCGCCAAUUCAUUCAUCACUCAGCAUUCAUAUAUAAAUAAAACAAAACAAAAAAGCAAAUUUCGGAAUUUAAACGUAGUAACACUCACCCAAGCGCAUUACCAAAGAGCUUUCAACCGCCAACUCUACACCAACUACUAAGUACCAGUCUCCUCUGCUCAUAUUUCAAUUAAACUACACAAAUGUGGCCUGAGAAUGUUGGCAUACGCGCCAUUGAGGCGAUCUUCCCUUCACAGUAUGUGGACCAAACGGAAUUGGAACAAUUUGAUGGCGCGUCGGCGGGUAAAUACACCAUCGGUUUGGGUCAGGGGAAAAUGGGUUUCUGCUCGGAUCGUGAAGAUGUGAACUCACUGUGCCUAACUGUGGUCACACGCCUGCUGGAACGCUAUCAAAUUAAGCCACAAGAAAUCGGACGGCUGGAGGUCGGUACAGAAACCAUUAUUGACAAAUCGAAAUCAGUGAAAUCGGUGCUAAUGCAACUGUUCGCCGAUUCGGGCAACACAGAUAUCGAGGGACUCGAUACAACGAACGCCUGCUAUGGCGGCACAGCGGCGCUCUUCAACUCAAUCAACUGGAUUGAAUCGUCCAGUUGGGAUGGUCGUUAUGCGUUGGCAGUUUGUGCCGAUAUUGCUGUGUACGCGAAGGGUGCAGCACGGCCCACAGGUGGCGCUGGCGCCAUUGCCAUGUUGGUGGGUCCUAAUGCGCCGCUCGUCUUCGAACGUGGUCUACGCGCAACACAUAUGGAACAUGCCUACGAUUUCUAUAAGCCCGACUUGAGUUCGGAGUAUCCCACAGUGGAUGGUAAAUUGUCGAUACAAUGCUAUCUCUCCGCAUUGGACACAUGCUAUCAGCUGUACCGCAAGAAGUUUGCGAAAAAAUAUCCACAAGAGGCUGAAUUUACUUUGGAUAACUUCGAAGCACUGCUCUUCCACACGCCCUUCUGCAAGUUGGUGCAAAAAUCUGUGGCGCGUGUUGUCUUCAAUGAUUUCCUACAAUGCAGUCCUGAGAAGCGUGCACUUAAAUAUCCGGGCUUAGAGCGUUUCAACGAUGCUACGCUGGAGAAAACCUACUUCGAUCGCGAUGUCGAGAAGGCGUUCAUGACACAAUUCGCCGGCGCCUUCGAAACGAAAACACGCCAAUCCUUGCUGCUGGCCAAUCAAGUGGGCAACAUGUACACGCCGUCGGUGUACUCGGGGCUCGUUUCAUUGCUGAUCAAUACACCAACCGAACAGUUGGUGGGCAAACGCAUUGGUCUAUUCUCGUAUGGCUCCGGUUUGGCGGCCACAAUGUACUCUAUACAGGUGACAAAGGAUGCAGACGCCUUCAAGCAACUCGUAUCCAAGCUGGAUUAUGUUUUGCCACUCCUGAAUUCACGCGAGAAAGUCGCACCCGAGGAGUUCUCCCAACUGAUGGAGGUGCGCGAGAAGAACAAUCAUGCGGCGCCAUACACGCCGAGCGGCAGCGUGAGCGCGCUUUUCCCCGGCACCUAUUACCUCAAGUCCGUGGACGACAUGCAUCGGCGUACAUACGAACGUAAGCCGACCAUCGCGAAUGGUGUGCAUUAAUAGCGGUUGGUAAAGGGCGUGCGCGUGGGCGUGGCAGAGUGCCGACAUUGGUGGCGGUGUAGACUUGGCACGCGGCUGGUGGAUAUUUUGGUGCUACAUUGCAUGGUGUAUGAGGGAAUUUUGGGCGCCAUACGCAGUGCUUUAAGUUAGAUUUAGUUAAG